GUCCAGCCACGUGUUGCUUGCUCCGUCAAGUCAAAGACGAUGGAGUCUGCAUACAGUCUUGUAUCUCUGACCCUUCGUCCCGGCUUGUUGAGAAAGUGGCGAGCAAACUGCAAUGGCCAGCAUGGAGUACGUUGAUCUAAGCACUAAGGUGCGGCCCAGGCGGACAGGACGAGGAGCUGUAGAGAAGUGGAGCAGCGGACGAACAGCGUACAGUUCAGUUCAUGUGCCCGGGAACAACGCUAAGUUCUUCGCCUACUAGUAUGUAGCACAAACAAACGCAAAACCUUCGAAGGCAGCUGCUCGGUCGUGAAAAAGACGAAGCUCUUCUUGUCGCAGAACUUCGGAAAGGAACCCCUGCUCCCGUUAGCAUAGCAAUCAGCUCAGCGCCUGGACAGUGUGUCAGCGCGAGUUAGCCGUCGAGUUCUGAGGUUUCACGCAACGUUGCGGACGAAGAUAUGCUAGGGUUGGUCGAAGCACGGUACGGACGUCACCGCCACAGCAACUGCAGACCAGCGAAAUGGUGGAGACAAUGCAACAGCAGACGGAGAGAGGCAGAUAGCAGAGUAGUAGCGAUAGCAUACCUUCUAACCACCUUAGCAGUUACAAGUCUCGCUGCCCAGUUCCAGUGUGCCGCAGCGCAGGAUACAGAAGCUGUGCAAGUGGUCCAGUACGCCCGAGGCAGCACGGCACGACUGCACUGCUCGCACACCACCCAGCAACGGCACGUGCUCAGAUCGGGACACUGGCGUGGGCGGUGGCAUCGAGCGUUCGCGCCAUCCGCUCCAGUGCACGCGUCGGCGCAUGGCACCGACGGCACGACUUCCUCCACUGCUGCUUCCAGUUCCACCGUGGUGUUCAGCCAUCAGCCUGUUUCGGCUAGCAGUAGUGCCUGGGUAGCUGCACUGCACAUGAACAGUACACUGCGUAUUCCCAACCUAUCACUGCACCACCAGGAUCUGUACACGGCUAUGAUCCAUGACAAGAGCGGUGGACUGCUGGCCAAGUGUAUGUUCAUUCUGCUCCUCGACGCAGAUCUACCCGGCAGCAAUCGCAGCAUCGCUGAUCGAACAGCAGCUCUAGUUCACCGGCAGCAGAUCAGCACACACACUGCACACAGCCAGGCUAACGGUGCUGCUGAGUUGUCAUGCUGGUACACAAGCCCAGCCAGUCCUGAUACAGCCGCAGCCAAUAGUAGGAGUUCGGCCGCCAUGCUGGACUACCAGUGGUGGAGUAAUGGCGGACCACUUGAUUCAGCUGCCAACGAGGGCUUGCCGUAUCAAACCAAAGGAAAUACAUUCGAUCUGAUCCUGACGGGAACCGGAGAGAAAAUCGAGCAGCACUUUCACAGGAGGUCACUGACUGUGUUCCCACGUGCCGGUCGACAGACGUUCUCCUGCGUCUCCAUGCCAACCAGCAAUGACACCACAGAUAGCCCAGAGCCGGUCAUCACCUAUGAUGUCAUCACGGGGAAUUCCCCAAGCAACAUCGGCUCUGACGGCGCCAUAGUGUCUUGGCAAGCGACGGUGAUAACAGUGGAUGACAGCGGGGAUGCUGUGAAUGCCACGUGCACUGGCUUGGAGCCACGGACAGCAGCACACAAUUCCCCCGGAUACACACCGACUCCUGUCUGGGUUAUCGACGGUGUAUCGUCAUCAGGCAUCGAGACUCUCCCGGACUGGAUUACGCUAUCACAGUGCCUGCUCACUGGCGAAUGGAUCGCGCUGGGCAUUAACCGUGACGGCAUCACGUCUGCUGUCGCUCUCUCCUGUCGCAUGGAGCGGCACUCGUUGAAAGCAGGUCAGCCCCAUUGCACCACCCUGCUUGGACGAUAUCUAGAUAACAACCUAAACGAGUCGCCAGGCAUUGCAGAGGCGGUGUCCAGUGAGGGUGCGGACAAUGGCAACAAGACCAGCGACGAGGAUGGCGGCGACGGUGGGCCGGGCGUGCACGUAGAGAGUCUGCAGAGUGACGGCAUCAUCGCCGUCGUGAUUCUGGGCGUGGCGCUGCUCGUGUCGGUCACCACGGUGAUAACGGUGUACAAGCGGCGCGAGCACAACAUCAUCGUGCGGCGCAUCCGCCAGCGUCACCGCUACACGCCCAAGUCAAUGAGCGAAGCCAAUAUCUCAACCAUAUGAUGUCUUCCCAGUCGUGUCUACUUGUUACUUCAGCUUUGCAGUCCAGCUUUCCGUACGUCACUAUGGGUGUAGCUGAUGUGUUUGAACUACCCAUGUGCUGUGCAAAAACUCUGCUGCAUCGACUAUAGUGCUCUGGGGUGUUGUGUGAGAUUAUAAUACCAACACACUGUACUGGAACUCGGGAGUACAUGUACAAACACACACACACACCCAGGGUGUUGUGAAACUCCCUAAACGGAAUUACACUAACCUUCCAGCCGCAAAUCUGCAGUAGUGCAGCUCUGCUAUAUACCUUCUGUUUUAAAUUAUCAACACACACACACCAGCAACCCUUGAACCAAGGGAAGGCAGAUGGAAGGUGUGGACUUUGUGAUAUUUUAUUCUCAAACUUUACUCAGAUCGAAGUAGGAUCAAUACUAUUAUGCAUGUGAGUCAA
Messenger RNA from Sycon ciliatum, 2571 nucleotides. RefSeq lists its product as uncharacterized. The transcript has 4 exons. NCBI's taxonomy places the organism in Eukaryota, Metazoa, Porifera, Calcarea, Leucosolenida, Sycettidae. The coding region runs from base 456 to 2135 and encodes 559 amino acids. The record is from RefSeq and is a predicted model, not a curated record.